CCUCAAUGAUUCAUUUUCACUAUGUAUUUGGUUAUUGGUUAUCUUCAUUUUUCAAGGCACCAGUGUAAAUGAUUAACGUAGAUAAAUAGCGCUACAUUUAUAUACUUUUAAAAUAGACUAAUGACUUUUUUGGUGUCUGUUUGAAGGUCUUUUAUACAAUGAAAAGCAUUUGAUAGCUAUUCGGUCACGGGCACUACCUUGCCGAUUUAACUCGUUCACAAAAUGAUGAUGUUUGAUAGUGAAUUUUUGUCAUUUUUAACCUGUUGUUGCUACAUUAAUGUUUUAAUUGUGAUAAAAACGAGAAUGGAAAUGAACGUCACCUUGUACCAAUGUUUUUUGAUUUUUCAUCAUCACUUUAAUCAAGCUCUUGUCGUCUAUGAUUGUUUCAAUAUUUGAACAAGUGUACAACUACAUAUUUGAGUGAAACUAGUACUGAAUUCAUGAAAACCAUUAUUGUCUGAUAUAAAUUCUUUUUUAGUCUCGAUUUAAUGUUCUGCUGUAUAUCUCUAGGAUCAAAAUUAAAAGGUUCACCACCUCGUCCACCUUUUGUGAGCUUGGAGCUUUUAUUAUUCAGGUAAGUAUAUCUUUCGUCUUUGUCUGGCACGUUGUCUGUCUCAAUCGCACGCGCCGUCAGCCGGCUGCGUUUGCGCAGGAGUUGAUCGGAUCGGAGUAGAGCAGUAAGCGGAGCGGCGCUGACGUGAUUGGUCGCCGUGUCCCCAAUGUCUCGCGUUCCGAAUUUAAAAUAGUCGCGAUCGACUUAUUGUGAGACAAGCGAUGUGAUUUGUUUAUAGUUUUUGUUUCUCAAUCAAAACGAAUUGAAGAGACUAAUUCCAUUGAACUAUGAUUGACUCGAGUAAUUUAUGUUCCUGAUUAUUGUAUACUAACAAAAACAGCGAGUGCGUCACAUUAAUCUCCCGUCUAAUGACGUUCGACCGUAGUAACCUUUAGCAGCUGGUUGAUAACAUCCAUCCAACGGGAAAAUGGAAUUUAAGUUAUUAAGCACGUCUUUUCACUUCCAAAUCUGCAGGCUCAACAAUGAAGUAAACGAAGCGGCAAAGAAGAAAUUGACAACACUAUGAAAAUCAAGCAUUAUCCUGGAAAAGCGGUCAUGGAGGACCCGUGGCUGUCCAUUACGGACAGAACUAUGGAUCUCGUAUAUGCAGCCAACUGGGUUGGUGCAAAGAAUCUCAGUUCAUAUAACGAAAACGACGACCAAUCAAACUCUAGUAAAUUCAAUUCCAUAUCAAGAAGUAAAUCAUGCAGAGACGUUGGUCGCACUAGUGACAAAGAUUAUGAUAGCAAAACAUAUUCAUUGGAAGAUAAUGAAUAUAAUUAUUCUAAUAACGAUGUUCCUAAUGAAAACAUAUCUCAAUUAGCUAAAUAUCAACAAAACAUAGAAGAGAAAGCGAGAGCAAAUAAUAAUCUUCUCGCACAGAAUAAAUUGAAACAUAGUUAUAGUUUUAAAGAUAUGCCAAAUGGAUAUAGGCCGUCGACUUUAAGAAGAGUUAAACGUAGAAAUUUCACUGAAUGGGAUAUUGAAGCGUUCGCAUCGAACAGUAAACAGCCACCUGUCCCGCCUCAACGUAAGGAUUCUUUAAAAUAUGCCCAUCGACAAAGAAAGGUUGACUCAAAGAAAAGUUAUUAUCCAUUACCUGAUCCGGGUGCAGUCCCACCUGACCCAUCCUCAGAAUCAUAUUAUGAAUACUACUCCAGGGUAAGUCAGCAAAAUAAUGACACUGAUAGUGACAAGAUAAAACAGAUGCAAAAGGAUACAAAAAAAGAUAAAAGUAAUCAUGGUGAGCCCAUGAAACAAAAUGGAAAUACUAUGUACCAAUUGAUAAACUCUAUGGCAACUUUAGACUUAAGUACAAUUAAAUCCAGAAACGGUAAACAAAACCUCGAUAUAGAUUGUGAAGCGGAAGAUUUGGGUAUAUACAUGCAGCCUGUUAACAAGUCGUUAUCUACAUGCGAUCAAAUUCCUAAGCACACAACGCAACCAGCAAACGAACGAAACGGACGCAUCGAUGAUAAUAAACCUAGCUUUCGUUCUAAAUCAUUGAGAGUAAAAAGCGAAGGAAGAGCGCCACUUAGAGCUUAUCUCGACGCGGUCCAGCCUGACGAGACUUAUAAUGAAGUCACUGUCACGCAACCGAAAAGGAAUCUGUCACCGAGCGAACAGCUGACGUUAAUGCAGUACGAAAUGUUUAACGGAAGUCAAUCCACCCCGCCGAUUGCAAAUGGGUUACACUCUACUGAUCAAAGUAAAGAAAGUGACUAUCGGACUAUAAACGGUGCUGCAAAGCAAAUCAAACGUGAUAAGUACGGGAAACUAUACAAUACAGUGAGAGUGAAAAGUGAUGAUAGGUACGAUAGAUACAAUGACAUUAUGUCUUUCGGAACACAAAAAGAUCGAAUUAGUGAAGAGCGUGUCACAACAAAUGGUAAUGGUGUGUUUUCUAGGAGUGCUAAAAGUUCAUCCAGCGGGUCGGACUCGGAUUUUUCGAUACCAAGACCAAAGUUAAUAGUGCCUGUGCAUACUUACGGGACAAGAAAGAGGAGGACAGGAAAUCUCUGCCAACGCGACAGUAACGCUACUGAAUCGUCGUUGGAUGCGGGUAUAUUGUUAGACGUGACACGUCUAGAGCCAAACAACAAAUCCACUGACAAGCAUCCUCGAAAUGGAGAAACAGAGGGUCGCGUGGAAGUGUCGCGGGAGAACAAAUACCUCAGCACGAUGGCACCAGGCAAGGUAUUUGGAGAGCUGGCCAUUCUCUACAACUGCAAACGUACCGCCACCAUCAAGGCAGCCACCGAUUGCAGACUAUGGGCCAUCGAACGCCAGUGCUUCCAGACCAUCAUGAUGCGCACUGGUCUCAUCCGCCAGGCUGAAUACACUGACUUCCUCAAGAGUGUGCCGAUCUUCAAAGAUUUGCCCGAAGACACACUUAUCAAGAUAUCGGACGUAUUGGAAGAGACUCACUAUCAGAACGGUGACUACAUCAUUAGACAAGGCGCCCGUGGUGAUACUUUCUUCAUUAUCUCUAAGGGACAGGUGAAAGUCACUCAGAAACCACCAAACAGUAAUGAUGAGAAAUUUAUAAGAACUCUCACGAAAGGCGAUUUCUUCGGAGAGAAGGCAUUGCAAGGGUAAG
Molecule: messenger RNA, 3152 nt
Organism: Spodoptera litura
Lineage: Eukaryota; Metazoa; Arthropoda; Insecta; Lepidoptera; Noctuidae
Product: cGMP-dependent protein kinase, isozyme 2 forms cD4/T1/T3A/T3B-like
Biological process (GO): regulation of protein phosphorylation
Cellular component (GO): cAMP-dependent protein kinase complex
Molecular function (GO): ATP binding; cAMP-dependent protein kinase regulator activity; cGMP-dependent protein kinase activity
Source: RefSeq, a predicted model, not a curated record